Messenger RNA from Akanthomyces muscarius, 2466 nucleotides. RefSeq lists its product as uncharacterized. Lineage: Eukaryota; Fungi; Ascomycota; Sordariomycetes; Hypocreales; Cordycipitaceae. Bases 1 to 2466 code for a protein of 821 amino acids. Gene Ontology annotation, molecular function: 3-oxoacyl-[acyl-carrier-protein] synthase activity; fatty acid synthase activity. The record is from RefSeq and is a predicted model, not a curated record. The transcript has 4 exons. Gene Ontology annotation, biological process: fatty acid biosynthetic process; secondary metabolite biosynthetic process.
AUGAAGAGAGACAUCUCUGCUUUUGACGCUCCCUUCUUCACCAUCUCGGCCGCCGAGGCUCAAGCCAUGGACCCUCAACAACGCAUGGCCCUCGAGUGCGCCUAUGAGGCACUUGAGAACGCUGGCAUUGGCAUGGAGGAAGUCAACGGAUCCGAGACCUCAUGCUAUGUCGGAUCCUUUACACGAGACUACAGUGAUAUGAUGGCUUGCGACCCCGAUGACCUCCCCUUGUACCACAGCACCGGUACCGGCUCAGCAAUCCUGUCCAACAGAGUCUCCUGGUUUUUCAACAUGAAGGGCCCAAGCAUCAGCCUGGACACUGCCUGCUCUUCAUCCAUGGUGGCUCUGCACCUUGGCUGCCAGAGUCUUCGUUCGCGAGAGACAACCCUGUCCGUGGUCGGCGGCACCAACUUGAUUCUCCUCCCUGACAUUAUGGGUACCAUGGGUAGCCUCAACUUCCUGAGCCCGGAUGGAAAGUGCCAGUCAUUUGACCACAAGGCCAAUGGCUACUCUCGUGGUGAAGGUGCUGCCUUUGUUAUCCUGAAACCCCUUCACCUGGAUCUCCAGGACGGCGAUGUCAUUCGUGGUGUAAUUCGCAACACUGGUGUUGGUCACGACGGCCACACUCCCGGAAUUACUCUUCCCUCGGGAGAGGCACAGGAGGCUUUGAUCAGACGUGUCUAUGCUGAGGCUGGCCUUGGCAUGGGCAACACAGACUAUGUCGAAGCUCACGGCACUGGUACCCCUGCUGGUGGCCCCGUCGAGACAGGCGCCCUUGCCCGAACACUUGCUGCGUCCCGGCCGCGCGGUGAUCCUCUGUACGUCGGCUCUAUCAAGACCAACAUCGGCCAUCUCGAAGGUGCCUCGGGCCUCGCUCAGGUUAUCAAGUCUGUCAUGAUGCUGGAGAAGGGUGAGAUUCCGCCCCUGCUCUGGUUCGACAAGGCCAACCCGCGCAUCCCUCUUGAGGAGUGGAACGUGAAGCUCGCAACGGAGCUCACUGCUUGGCCCAAUCAGGGACUACGACGCAUCUCAAUCAACUCUUUCGGUUAUGGAGGAGCAAACGCUCACUGCAUUGUUGAUGACGCCAUGAACUACCUGAAAGCACGUGGGCUUUCUGGCCAUCAUAACGUCCAAACUCUCGGCACCAUCUCCCCGACUUCAACUCCUGAUUCGGGUGUUGGCCUGCCCAGCCCUCUCAACGGCCUAACCCAGCAAUCUCCCGGAAACAUUGACUUUGAGAAGGCUACUGCGACGCCAACCCUUCUCUUGUGGACAGUCAAUGAGCAAAACGCUGCUUCGCGAAAUGGCAAGAUUCUUUCAGAGUACAUUGCCUCAAAGCUGCAGUCGGAUGAAUCUGAAAAGAGCAAGAGGGCGCUUCUCCGAAAGCUCAGCAUAACUCUCGCAACACGACGAAGCAUGCUGCCGUGGAGAAUGUUUGCAGUUGUCAACUCACUGGAGGAUGUGGUAACCCAGCUGAGAGAGUCGGCGGCCAAGCCGCUCCGAGUCACUUCGAACGCUGACACCGCACCGAAGCUGGGCUUCGUCUUCACUGGACAGGGCGCCCAGUGGUUCGCCAUGGGCAGGGAGCUCUGCGCCUACCCAGUCUUUUACAACAGUCUCCAGGCUGCGAGCAACUACCUGCUGAGCAUUGGCGCCUCCUGGUCAGCUGAGACGGAGUUCUUCCACGACGAGGAAUCCUCCAACAUACUGUCCCCCAGAAUCAGCCAGCCCAUCUGCACGGUUCUCCAGGUUGCACUGGUCGAUCUGCUCAAGACCUGGGGCAUUACUCCAACUGCGGUCGUCGGCCACUCAAGCGGAGAGAUUGGCGCGGCCUAUGCCAAAGGAGCUCUUUCACGAGAGAAUGCGUGGAAGAUUGCUUACUACCGGGGUUUUCUUUGUGGCGAGGUUGCGCCGCACUCCAGCGGUGGCAUGAUGGCGACCGGCCUGGGCCCGAAGGAGGCCAUGUCGUACAUUGAGCGCGUCACCUAUGGCUCUGCUACGGUGGCCUGUGUGAACAGCCCCGAGAGCACGACGGUUUCUGGCGAUGCCACUGCCAUCGAUGAGCUGGAGGCUAUGAUCAAGGCUGAAGGACACUUUGCCCGCAAGCUCAGAGUUGGUGUCGCCUACCACUCCGCACACAUGCAGGUCAUUGCCCAACAGUACCAGGAGGCCCUGAGCGACUUGGAAACGCUCCCUGAUACCGACAACUCCGUGACUAUGUUUUCUUCCCUCACGGGCAAGGAAAUUACCAUCAACAGCGAACUCGAUGCGGAAUAUUGGGUUGCGAACCUUGUCAGCCCCGUUCAGUUCUCUGACGCUGUUCAAUGCCUGCUCAAGCAUACCGAUGGAGACAGCAAGCAGAAGGCGAAUGCGUCAUUUGUCGACCACUUAGUAGAGGUCGGUCCAGCCGCAGCAUUGAAGGGUCCCGUCAAGCAGAUCCUUGGUCAUGAGAGUGUCGCCGCUUAA